Messenger RNA from Seminavis robusta, 1749 nucleotides. The record is from the annotation of a GenBank genome assembly. NCBI's taxonomy places the organism in Eukaryota, Bacillariophyta, Bacillariophyceae, Naviculales, Naviculaceae.
AUGGCUGCCAGUACCAAUAAUCCCGCUGGAUCCACCAUGGUGAAAGUGCUUUGCUGUGUCUGUGGAAUUCCUAUAGAUCCCAAUGCUGCCAACACUUGCGCCUCCUGCUUGGCGUCUACAUCGGAUAUUACCCGCGGGAUUUCCACCGAAGUCCAUUUGCAUCAAUGCCGGGGAUGUCGUCGAUGGCAUCGAGGAGCCGGGAAAUGGAUGGGAUGCGACUUAGAGUCGCGAGAGUUAAUGUCACUCUGUCUCGCCAACAUUAGUGGACUCAAAGCCAAAAGCAAGGCGGACAAGGGGGUCCGACUGGUCGAUGCCUCGUGGAUCUGGACCGAACCUCAUUCCAUGCGAUUAAAAGUCAGACUCGCCGUACAAAAAGAAGUGCAGGCGGGAACCAUUCUGCAACAAUCCUUUCUCGUAGAAUUCAUUGUCCGCAAUCAACAGUGCGUCGAUUGUGCCGCCGAAUUUCGACAAGGAACCUGGAAAUCACUCGUACAAGUGCGACAACGCGUCGGACACAAACGGACAUUUCUCUACCUCGAACAGCUCAUCCUCAAACACGGGGCUCAUCGUGGGUGUUUAUCCAUUGAAGCUUUUAAGGAUGGUAUGGACUUUUACUUCCCUGACAAAGGAAAGGCUGCCAGAUUUAUCUGCUUUUUGGAAAAUGUGGUUCCCAUCAAAACAAAGUGCUCCAAAAAGUUAAUUGGGACCGACGACAAAUCCAAUGUUUCCAAUUUCAAAUACACCAAUUUGGUCGAGAUUUGUACUCUCUGUAAAGACGAUCUCCUAUACUUGCCCGCCAAGACGGCACGCAAUAUGGGAAACAUCUCACAGUUGGUACUGGUCAAGAACAUUUCCAAUCUCAUUCACUUCAUUGAUCCUCUCUCGGGACAAACCGCAUCCAUGAAUGCCGAACAGUACUGGAGAGACCCCUUGCGACCCAUCAUCACGGCCGCACGAUCCAGAAUGACACGCUUUGUCGUGUUGGGAAAAGAACCCGUUGUCCUACGACGCAAUGUCUCCAAACGAACCACGUCCAAAAAACAAAAGAGCAAAUUGGCCGAACUCACAUUGGCCAAAGAGGAUGACUUGGGCGUCAACGAUGUCCAGUAUCAGGAUCGAUCCCAUGUCGGGUAUCUCAUGAAAUCGGGCGAUGUUGCUGCCGGAUACGACUUGAAACAGGCACAAUUUGUACAUGACGAGGCCGAAGAAUUGAGACAAGCCGGGAAAUUGCCCGAUGUCGUUGUCAUUCGCAAACUCUAUGGAGGAGAAAAGCGUCUCUGGCAAUUGAAACGGUUGGAUGUAGAUGUUACCGAGACUGCCUUGUCGUUGAAAGCACGGGCGGCCAAGAAUCAAGAAGAAGCCGAUCAUAUGGACGAAGAAGACUUUAUGCAAGAGGUGGAAGCCGAUAAGGAAAUGCGACAAAAUAUGAACCUCUACAAGAGUGCAGUAGUACCGCAACAACCAAAGAACGACGAGGAUGAUGACGAAGAUGAUGAUGAUCAACAAAUCCGCUUGGAAGAGUUGUUGGAUGCAUUGGCAUUGGAUGCCGGACCUGAUGAUGAAAUGGAAGAUGCCGAGGGGGAGGAUGGAAAUCUUGCCCCAGGAGAAUAUGAGGAGGGAGAAAAGGCGGCCAAGGACGGAAUCAAGUACAUCGACCGGGAAGCUGCUAGAGGCAUCAAGGAAAAGGAUGUUGCGGUUCCUGUCACUGGAGGUACUUUUGACAAGGAACUUGAUUUUGAUGAUUUGUAG